Molecule: messenger RNA, 5278 nt
Organism: Microplitis demolitor
Lineage: Eukaryota; Metazoa; Arthropoda; Insecta; Hymenoptera; Braconidae
Gene: dsd
Product: attractin-like protein 1
Exons: 7
Coding region: 196-4092 (1298 amino acids)
Cellular component (GO): Golgi apparatus
Molecular function (GO): protein binding
Source: RefSeq, a predicted model, not a curated record
UGCAGCUGAUGGUGUGCGCGUGUGUGCAGAGUCGGUGAGUGGUGAGAAAGCGGUCGUAUUGAGAGGAUCAACCGGAGCAGAUACUAGAGACCGCAUUCUCUUUUUCACCAGCACAGUGAGUAGAGGUGUGUGAUUGCAAGAGGUGUCUUGCGCCGCCAUCGGCCAUUGUCUCAUCGGACAUGGAAGCCUAUCAAAAUGGCAGAAGUCAUGCAGAUGUUUCUAUUUCUAUACAAAUCUAAAUAUCGUCGAAAAAAUAUAUCAAGAUAUGAUAAUAGUAAUAAACUGGUGUCUGGUAUACCGUGUAUGUUUUUAUGGAUAGUUUUAUUGUGGGUCGCAGUGCUAUGGAGUACAGCGACAGCAUCAUCGUCUUCUUCUUCAUCCUCAUCGUCAUCAGAAUCGACAUGCGAUUCAAACAAUUGUGUCAACGGUAAUUGUGUCAAUGGUACCUGUGUAUGUCAUGAUGGCUGGCAGGGAUCCGCAUGUCAGUACUGCAGUGGAAAAAUCAGACUGACAGCACCAUCAGGAAGUAUCCAUGAUGGAGCAGGGAAUUACACGACAGAUGUUAAGUGCUCGUGGUUGAUAGAGAGCAGCAAAAAUUCAUCAAUUCGGAUGCAUAUUGAAGAAUUUGCAACAGAAUGUGGAUGGGAUCAUUUGUAUAUAUAUGAUGGUGAUAGUGUUGAGGCACCGCUACUUGGCGUAUUUACCGGAUUGAUGCACAAGGAUGGCUACCACAUCCGGCGAGUUCCGGAAGUAAUAGCACGAUCUGGCAGCGUCUUCCUACAUUUUUACUCAGACGUAGCUUAUAAUAUGAGCGGAUUUAAUAUUACGUAUAAAACAAAUGCUUGUCCUAGCAGGUAUUCGUAUAUAGAUUGUUCUGGACACGGUGUUUGUAUUGAAGGAGUUUGUACUUGUGAUGCAACGUGGACUGGCGAGGCCUGUGAUUCCCCAGUUUGUCCUAAAAAUUGUUCUCAGCAUCAUAAUCAAGGUGAAUGUGACCGUGAGAGACAUCAAUGUAUUUGUAUGCCAGGAUUUAAAGGUUCAGACUGUAGCCAAAGAGUGGAACGUGGUUACUGGGAAACGAUAUCAUACAAUGAUUUUUCACCUGAAGGCUCAGCAAGUCACUGCUCAGUGGUCUGGCGUGACUCAUUGUACGUCGUCGGCGGUGAAAGCUUUUAUAAAUCCAAGAUGAUAUACGUUUAUGAUUUAAAUGGCAAUGUUUGGGAGACACCACACAUUGAAGGUAUACGUCCAUUACCAAGAUACGCGCACUCAUGUGUGUUAUUUGGUGAUAAAAUUUAUAUGUAUGGUGGUGUUAUUGAAAACUCAACUGUAACAAACGAACUCUGGGCAUUCGAUGUAUCCGCAAAGGUAUGGGAAAAUGUUAAAGUGAGGCAUAAUUGCAAUAACAAAACAAUGUGCGGGCCAUUGAAAGUUGCUGGUCAUACUGCUAAUCUUAUUCACAGUUAUGAUAAGAGCGAAAAAAUGGUCGUCAUAUUUGGUCAUUCACCGCAAUACGGUUAUUUAAACAUUGUUCAAGAAUAUUAUUUUGGUACGCGGGAAUGGAAAAUAGUAGAGACAAUGGGAUUUCCUGUGAAAGGUGGAUAUGGGCAUAGCGCAGCUUAUGAUCCACUUACAAAUCUCAUUUAUGUUUACGGAGGAUAUGUGUCGGAAUCACAGAGUACACAGAGUUUGACUAAUCGAAUAUAUUCAUAUCAUCCAAAUUAUCGUGUGUGGCGUCUUCUUACAUCAGCACCAUCCGCGCGUUUUUUCCAUACAGGAGUUUUUAUAAACGGCGGAUUGAUGCUUGUAUUUGGUGGCAAUACUCACAAUGAUACGAUACACUCACACGGAGCUUUAUGUUAUUCUGCUGAUACAAUAGCUUAUGAUGUUACGUGCGACGCAUGGCAUCACUUCCCAAUGCCACCAGAAAUGUCUAAUCUACCGAGAUACGGACACACUGCUACUGUAUUUGAAAAAUCAAUGUACAUAUACGGCGGUUUUGAUGGUCAAAUGCUGUCAGAUAUGUUGAAAUAUACACCCGGAAGUUGUGUACACUUGUCGCCUCAGACACAGAGUUCGUGUCUUAUCUCAAGGACUGGUACUAAAUGUAUUUGGGAUAAACAGAGAAGUGAAUGCUUGCAGAUAACCGAUGUAUCACGUGAUAUAUUAAGGAAUGAUGACAUUCAUGAUGGCAGAUACAUGCAGUGUAUUGAUGAUACUCAGCCACGAGGAAUGACAUCACACAAAGAAUUGUGUAAAUUAUUGACAGAUUGCACAGCAUGCGUACAGACUUCGUAUAAUUGCGUAUGGUGUGGAAAAAGUUGCGUUUACGAAAUGUGCAGGCGUACUGCAAAUGCACCGCCACUUGCAGGUAUAACAACUUUAGAGGAGUGUGAUGCUCACACUGGGGUCGAAUGUUUGCAGUUACACACGUGUCAUGCAUGCUCCAAUAAUCUUAAUUGUAUUUGGUCAUGGUCGAAUGGUCCAGAUCGUUGUAAACCAAUAACUAAAAUACGUGAUAUAAAUAUAAUGAAUGGAACAAUACAGGCACAGGCACAACGUUUGUCGUUGGAUACUUGUAGAAGUCCUUGUGUUGAGUAUACUUCCUGUAGGAAUUGUACUGAGUCAGAUUGUAUUUGGUGUCAAAAUGAGCACAAGUGUGUUGAUAAAAAUGCUUACCCGGCAAGUUUCCCCUACGGGCAAUGUCGAGAAUGGACAACGAGUGACACGAGAUGCAGAGCUACUGAGACAGGACGUGAGUGGUGCAGCUUUUAUUCAUCGUGUUUGAGUUGCCGAUCUGAUCCUGGCUGCGGAUGGUGCGAUGAUGGAUCGAAUACGGGCAAAGGCAAGUGCAUAGCUGGUGGCGCACGUGGUCCCAAAACGUCAAAUACUGAUGACACUUGUCCGUUUGACCGGUGGUUCUUUACCAAGUGCCCAACUUGUCAGUGCAAUGGUCACAGUACAUGCUAUCCAAAUACUACAGAGUGUAUUAAGCCCUGUGGGAAUCUAACUCGAGGAGCACAUUGUGAUAAAUGUAUGACUGGUUACUACGGAAGUCCGCUCAAUGGCGCAACUUGCCAGCCUUGUUCCUGUAAUGAUCAAGGCACUGAAUGCACUAGUGAAACUGGUAAAUGUUUUUGUACAACUAAAGGUAUUGUUGGUGAUCACUGCGAGCGAUGUGAUGUUUCUAGUCUCUAUAAUGGAGAUCCAACUAAGGGAUCAUGUUUUUAUGACCUGGUCAUAGACUAUCAAUUUACAUUUAAUUUGAGCAAAAAAGAAGACCGGCAUUACCGAGCAAUAAAUUUUAAAAAUUCACCAUCGAAACCCGAUGUAGAUGCUGAAUUUUCCAUCACUUGUUCGGUACUUGCUAAGAUGAAUAUAACAAUAAAAAAGGGCAAUAGUCCAGAAAAACCAUUACUUCUUGGUGCCAAUUGUACGACAUACAAACAUCGUUUUAGUAAGGCUGAUUACAAUUUUGGAAAUGAAGAUAAUAAUACACAGACAACAUUUUACGUUUAUGUCUACGAUUUCCAACCCCCAUUAUGGAUUCAAAUAUCAUUUUCCCAAUAUUCAAAACUAAACCUGCAGCAAUUUUUCAUCACAUUUUCUACAGAUUACAUGACACCGCACAGGUGCUUCCUUGCUUUGCUGUUGGUGGCUGCCGUUCUAUGGAAAAUAAAACAAAAAUACGACAUGUACCGGAGACGUCAACGAUUACUCGUAGAGAUGGAGCAGAUGGCCAGCCGAGCUUUCAGUCAAGUUCUUGUGGAAAUCGAAAGGCGAGAUGUGCUGUCAGAUACCGAACGUAAUGACUUGGAUGCAUGCAAUGGUCAAAAGAAAAAAAAAGAUGCACCCAGUCCGAUAGCUUUAGAACCGUGCAAUGGUAACAGAGCAGCAGUUUUGUCAUUGCUAGUCCGACUACCAACCGGUGGUGAAGCAUACACGCCAUCAGGCCAAAGUGCUGGAUUAGCAGUAGCAUCAGCUCUAGUCACAUUGGGUAGUCCACGAAGGCCUUCACAAGAAUUAUCAACAAAAGAGCCCAAAAAAACACGUAAAUCUGCCAGUCAACAUCCCGAUUCAACUUGUAUUUAACAUUUAAUCCACAUUACACAGGUAAUACAUAAAUAUUUUUAAUUCACCAUCUGUGCAUUCACAUUCACAGGGAUCAUCUUUAAUAUUUUUUGUUACUAAGGUUCAUUGAAUUUAAUAUUCGACCGGACACUCCUUUUUAAUAUUAUUAUUUUUUAUAUUUUUUAUUUAAUUAUUUUAUUAUUCAAAUAGAUAUUAUUAUUACGACUAAAGAACUUCCGAGCUUGUUCAAUCGAUGACAAUUUAUUUUUAUUUUAUUAUAAUUACAAAUUCAUUUUUUUAUUAUUUUUUACUCUCUGACUGCCUUAAUGUCUUCUCUGCCGUUAUUAUUAUUUUUAACUAACGUAAUUUUAAUUAAAUUAAGAAAUUUCGUUUGUAGAUUAUUUCCCACACUUCCAUCUUUAUGUUAACUUAACUAAAAUUAACUAUUGUUUUUGUAUGUUUUUAAAAAUGAAAUUAUACCAGUGUCAAAGAUCAAAUUGUAUAGUAUCUCUAAUAAUGACACUAGUGUUUUAGUUAUUAAUGAAUUAAAUUGUUAAUGAUAAUCAAAAAUGAACAAACACGAAUAAAAGAACAAGCCAAGUGUACAGUAGCAAAUUAAAUUGUUAAAUAAUUUAAUGUUUUAUUGAACAUUUAUGUACUUGGUUUUAUUUUAUUAUAUUAUUUUAAUUUAAUUUCAACAGUUUAACUUUAAGAUAAUACCCGUAAUCAACUGAUCUUAUAAUUGUUUUUUUUUUUUUUUUAUAAAUGAAUAUAUAUAAAUAUAAAUAUAAAUAAAUAUAUAGUAUGAAUGAUAAGAGCAGAUGCAAGGAUUGUGUGAAAGUAAAUUUAAACGAGUGUGAAUGUUGCAGACAUUAGACAAAUUUAAAAUUAUAAGUAAUAAAAAAAAAAAAUAUUUUUAAAAAAUGCACUUAUUAAUUUCAAAAUUUUUUAAAUGUGCAUUUUUUUAUUAACUUUAUUUUUUCAAUUAUUUACCCUAUUAAUUCAUAAUUUUAAAUUUGAAGUCUGCUACAUUCACAUUCGAAAAUUUAAAUAUCUAAAUGUUUAAUGUCCAAUCCGUAAAUUUAUAUAAAUAAUAAAUUAAUUUUUUAGUUGUCGUAAUGUAUAUUAAUGAAUGAUUGUCAUUAUCAUUAAUACUUAUAAAUAGGAAUAUAUAUGACAAAAAUAAGAAAAAAAAAAUGUUUAGAUU